Molecule: messenger RNA, 1367 nt
Organism: Cyprinodon variegatus (sheepshead minnow)
Lineage: Eukaryota; Metazoa; Chordata; Actinopteri; Cyprinodontiformes; Cyprinodontidae
Gene: henmt1
Product: HEN1 methyltransferase homolog 1 (Arabidopsis)
Exons: 9
Coding region: 53-1318 (421 amino acids)
Biological process (GO): siRNA processing; piRNA processing; RNA methylation
Cellular component (GO): nucleus; cytoplasm
Molecular function (GO): RNA methyltransferase activity; O-methyltransferase activity
Source: RefSeq, a predicted model, not a curated record
CCUCUACUGGUGGUCGAGGUUAAAGAUGGCUGUAGUUUCCUGUGGUUAAAAAAUGAAUCCCGUUUUCACUCCGCCGCUUCACCUGCAAAGACAUCAGUUUGUCGUCGAUUUUGUCAGAAAAACCAAGCCUAAAAAGGUAGCUGACUUGGGCUGCGGUGAAUGCAAGCUCCUGAAACAGCUCAAGUUUCAUCGCAGCAUCGAGCUGCUGGUCGGCGUGGACAUCAACGGUGCAAAAAUCAAGAAACACGUGCAUGGAUUAGCUCCUCUGUCAACUGACUACCUCCAGCCUACCAACCACCAGCUUCAUGUAGAGCUAUACCAAGGCUCAGUCACACAAAGAGAUGCUCGCCUCAGAGGAUUCGAUUUAGUGACCAGCAUGGAACUCAUAGAGCAUCUCACUUUACCUGAUGUGGAGCACUUCUCAUCUGUGGUCUUUGGAUACAUGAGUCCAGCAAGUGUUAUCAUCAGCACCCCAAACUCAGAAUUCAACAGGCUUCUGCCUGGACUGACUGGUUUCAGAAACUAUGAUCACAAGUUUGAGUGGAACAGAUCCCAGUUCAGAUCCUGGGCUGUUAAAGUGUGUUUGGAUCACGGCUACGAGGUAGAAUUUACUGGUGUUGGAGAACCUCCCCAGAACCAACUGGAAAGUGUCGGUUUCUGCACCCAGAUUGGUGUGUUUCAUCGUCUCAAGGGCAGCAGUCAUGGCAAUGUGUUACCUGGCAGUGAAGAUGAGGUGUUUUCCUACACAUCAGUGUACUCUAUAAACUACCCCAGUCUGCAUGACAACAACACUUUGUGCAAAGUCUUAAUGAGCGAGGUGUUAUACUGGGCACAUCAAAUGACGAACAGCUGGAUGGCGGAAAAGACUGGAAGGCCAAACGGUGAUUUACCACACCGUGAGUCUGAACAAGGAGAGCUGGAGGAAUGGCUUUCAGAAUCCCAGAAACAAAGAGCAUGUACAGGAGGUUUGGCUUGUUCUGUGGAUUAUUUUGGCCGAGGUGAGGAGCAGGAAUGUGGCAAGCUGCCACAACAACAAAGGUCUGCUACAUUCAACAGAUUCGUCUUGGUGCCUCUGGAUGGGUUGUGGUCCUGCUGUCCUAAAAUCCGAGAACUAAGUGGAAGUGUGGAAAAUCUCAAACAGCUAUUGAUGGAUCAGCCCCAGGUUAACCUCAGUCAGGAUGGCUCAUCUCUACUUGUGAAAUGUGAAGAACAAGAUCCAGAACAGGUUGAUUGUGAUUUGGAGGAUGAUAAGGGUACCAGGGCCGUCCCGGUUUCUUGUCCAGCUGAACCGGAGGAAGACUGGGAAGCAGAUAUUUGAUUUGGAAGAUGUUUUGACCCCAGAAGUUGUAAAUCUUAUCAGAUCUACC